Molecule: messenger RNA, 694 nt
Organism: Laccaria bicolor S238N-H82
Lineage: Eukaryota; Fungi; Basidiomycota; Agaricomycetes; Agaricales; Hydnangiaceae
Exons: 1
Coding region: 452-619 (55 amino acids)
Source: RefSeq, a predicted model, not a curated record
UCGACGUUGUCUUUGUUCCCCUCGUUGAAGGGGGUUUCACGACGAGUCGUCCAAUGUUUCCUCUCUGGGUCGUUCAGCUACUGCCGACAUCGCUUGGAGACCCGACCUCCCGCUGUGAUCAAAAUGAAACCCGAUGAUCGAUUUUGUCGACUUGUGCUGAUAUAGAGAGAGGAGGGAGCCGUUGAGAUUCAAAGGAUGCGCUGCAUGGGCUUCAUUCCUGAAUCAGCUCUGAGUGAGUUCCUCCUUCUGUUAGUCUUGCUCCUCUUUCUACCUUAGCUCGUUUUCCCCUUCUGUGCCGCGACCAUACCCUCUCCGUUAGUCUAAUACAUUGAUAAUUCUGUAACAGUUCCGGUCCUCUUAACUUCGUCAUGCUUGUAAACCAUACAAGACCGCAAACCACAGAUUUCCACUAGUCUGGCAAUUCAAAUCUUGGAAUUGCGAAGUUCACUGGAUGCUUACGGUACAAACAGGAUUGGAAUCGGCCUUUUUUGCUACAAUUCCAUCUUUGCACUACCACCGUAACGCGCUUGAAGCCACUUUGCAUAACACGGAGGAGACUUCGUUAGUUCAAGUUGAUCGUCAAUAUUUCGUUCCUACAGGUCGACAACGCCUGUCCUAACGGCCUUUCGGUUGCAGACGUAGUGGGCGUUUUGAACGAUGCCCAGCUCGAUACCCUCUUGAAAAGCUCCACACA